This is a messenger RNA of Dama dama (fallow deer), 3196 nucleotides long. RefSeq names its product zinc finger protein, FOG family member 1 (gene ZFPM1). The record is from RefSeq and is a predicted model, not a curated record. The transcript is spliced from 10 exons. Gene Ontology annotation, cellular component: nucleus. Lineage: Eukaryota; Metazoa; Chordata; Mammalia; Artiodactyla; Cervidae. Bases 63 to 3074 code for a protein of 1003 amino acids. Gene Ontology annotation, biological process: positive regulation of transcription by RNA polymerase II; heart development; negative regulation of transcription by RNA polymerase II. Gene Ontology annotation, molecular function: RNA polymerase II-specific DNA-binding transcription factor binding.
CGCCCGCCGCCGCCCACCAGGGGCUAGAGGCGGCCGCCGGGAGGGCGCGCGGCGCCGGAGACAUGUCCAGGAGGAAACAGAGCAACCCCCGGCAGAUCAAGCGUUCCCUCGGAGAUAUGGAGGCCAAAGAAGAGGCCCAGGCCGCAGACUCCAGCCUUCCAGAGCGGGAGGCCACAGCGCUGGAGCCUGAGCCUGCAAGCCCUUCCAGUCCAGACGCUAAUCCUCCACCCCCUCCGCUGCCGCCAGCCCCCACGUCCCCAGGAGGCCCUGAGGAGCCGGAGCAUCGGGAGCCAGAGAUGAGGCCGAAGGAGGAGGCAGCCAGCAGCCCCUGGAGCGGGCCAGACGAGCUGGAGCCGCUGCUGCAAGAUGGACAGAGGUGCGUGCGGGCUCGGUGCAGCCUCACCGAGGGCCUGUCCUGGGGCCCGUUCCGUGGGAGCAUCCAGACCAGAGCCUCAUCCCCCGGGCAGGCAGAACUGAGCCCAGCCCUGACCCUGCUGCUGGAGGACGAGGCCUGCUGGCUGAGGACACUGCCCCAGGCCCUGGCUGAGGCUGAGGCCAACGCGGAGAUCUACCGGAAGGAUGAAGCCCUCUGGUGCCGGCUCACCAGGCCAGUGCCUGCAGGUGGACAGCUGAAAGUGCUCCUGGUAGCCAAGCCCCCCAGCAACCCCAGCCACCCUGUGAAGAAGGAGCCGGCGGAGCCCGAGAGCCCAUCCCCCUCCCACCCUGACAUCCAGCUCCUGCCCCAGCAGGCCGGCAUGGCGUCCAUCCUUGCAACCGCGGUCGUCAACAAAGACGUCUUUCCCUGCAAAGACUGUGGCAUCUGGUACCGUAGCGAGCGGAACCUGCAAGCCCACCUCCUCUACUACUGUGCCAGCCGCCAGGGUGCUGGCUCCCCUGCCGUGGCCGCCCCGGAAGAGAAGCCCAAGGAGACCUACCCCAAUGAGCGGGUCUGCCCCUUCCCCCAGUGCCGCAAAAGCUGCCCGAGCGCCAGUUCCCUGGAGAUCCACAUGCGUAGCCAUAGUGGAGAGCGCCCCUUCGUGUGUCUCAUCUGCCUGUCCGCCUUCACCACCAAGGCCAACUGUGAGCGGCACCUCAAGGUGCACACAGACACGCUGACCGGAGUCUGCCACAGCUGCGGCUUCAUCUCCACCACAAGGGACAUCCUCUACAGCCAUCUGGUGACCAACCACAUGGUCUGCCAGCCAGGCUCUAAGGCUGAGAUCUACUCACCAGGGGCGGGCCACCCAACUGCCAAGCUCUCCACAGGUCUGGCCCAGGCAGGUCCUGCUCCAGCCCUGACAGGUGGCCCCUGGGCUCUCCCCACAGACAGUCUGGCCACCUUCCAGCAGCACACGGCACUGCACGGCCCCCUGGCCUCUGCCGACCUAGGCCUGGCGCCCGCUCCCUCGCCAGGAGUGGACAGGAAGGCCCUGGCCGAGGCCACCAACGGAGAGGCUAGAGCAGGUCCCCAGAACGGGGGCGGCGGCGAGCCCCCAGCGGCCCCCAGAAGCAUCAAGGUGGAGGCAGCGGAGGAGCCCGAGGCAGAGCCAGGGCCCCUUGCCCCUUCACGAACGCCUUCACCACCUAGCCCUGGCCCCGCGCGGGUGAAAGCAGAGCUGUCCAGCCCCACGCCUGGCUCCAGCCCGGGUCCCAGCGCACUGUUCCUGCCACACCUGCCAGCAGCGCCACCGGCCUCCGAGAUCCUGGCCAAGAUGUCCGAGCUGGUGCACAACCGGCUGCAGGCGGGUGCGGGGGUGGGCGCGCCUGCGGGCCUCUUUGCGGGGGCCCCCAAGGGCGCCACGUGCUUCGAGUGCGACAUCACCUUCAACAACGUAAACAACUUCUACGUACACAAGCGCCUCUACUGCUCUGGCCGCCGGCCGCCCGACGACGCGCCCCCAGCCCGCCGGCCCAAGGCGGCCCCCGCCCCGCCUCGCGUGCCCCCUGCCCCGCCAUCCGCCGAGGCCGAGGCGCCGCGCUCGUCGCCGGGUCCCGGGGCACGCGAGGACGAGGCGGGGAGCGCGGCCACGCCCGAGGCCGAGGCUGAUGCGAGCGGCCGGGGCAGCGAGGGCAGCCCUAGCCCGGGCAGCGGGGCGGACGAGGAUGACGACCCCCGCCGGACGCUGUGCGAGGCCUGCAACAUCCGCUUCAGCCGCCACGAGACCUACACGGUGCACAAGCGUUACUACUGCGCCUCGCGCCACGACCCACCGCCGCGCCGCCCAGCACCAGCCGGGACACCCGCGCCCUCGGCGCCGCCAGUGCGCACGCGCAGGCGCCGCAAGCUCUACGAGUUGCACGCGGCCGGGCCCGCCCCGCCCCUGGUCGGAUCUGCCCCUCCCUCCGCGCCAGGUCCCGCCCCUACGCCACCCGGACACGCCCCCACACCGCCCGCAUCGCCGCGGCCCGGAAGCGGAAGUGGAGGCGGAAGCGGCCUGGACGCUGCCGAAGGCCCUAUCGACCUAAGUAAGAAGCCGCGACGCCAGGCUGCUGCAGCCGUCCCUGGCCCUGCGCCUGGCCUGGCGGCCCUGGCCGAUUACCACGAGUGCACGGCUUGCCGCGUGAGCUUCCACAGCCUCGAGGCCUACCUGGCACACAAAAAGUUCUCGUGCCCCGCCGCCCCGCGCCGCCUGCGUGCGGCCCCCGAGGACCCGCCCGCCGUCGUUUGCCCCUACUGCCCCCCGAACGGCGUGGUGCGCGGCGACCUCAUCGAGCACUUCCACUUGGCGCACGGGCUGUUGCUGGGCAAGCCCCUAGUCGGCCCCAGCGCGGAGGCCCGGACGCCCUCGCCCGCUGCUCCCCGCGAUGGCCUCAACGGCCAGGACCUGCAGGAGCCGCCUGCCAGCAGCCCCCGGCCCGGCCCGCCCCCAGCCGCGUCCCCGGAGGCGGUGCCGGCGCCCCCCUCGCAUUCGGACAAGGGCGUGCAGACCCCCAGCCAGGGAUCCCCGGCCCCCGUGCCCAACGGCAACCACAGGUACUGCCGCCUGUGCAACAUCAGGUUCAGCAGCCUGUCCACCUUCAUCGCCCACAAAAAGUAUUACUGCUCCUCCCACGCGGCCGAGCACGUAAAGUGAGCGCCCGGCUGCUGCUGCCCUGCAGGGGCCGGGGAAACCACGCACGUGCCUCGGCAGAGGGGCUGCAGGGGACAGCGCCCGCCUGGACCUUGGCACUUAAUAAAAAAGUUCAGUUCGCUGAG